AUGGACUUGCUCGACUUUCCGCCUGAGAUCUUCAAGCGCAUCGUCCACUGCCUCGUCAGCGACGCUGGUGUGGCCGGGUCUUGGAAGAUGCGUCACGUGUGCCGCACAUUCGAUCAAGAGAUCAGCGAGAACGUUCUAGCUGUACAACCUGCAGAGGCAUUCCUUAAUUCGCCCGAUCUCCGCGUACUCAAGAACAAAGAGAACUUGAAGUACUACCUCGCCUAUCACGUUAAGACUCCGCGAGAUGUUCUACCGGAGCUUCCCGCCAAGAUACAGAAGAUGGUCGAAUAUGCUACGAAGGCACUGGAGGAUACGGACAAGCUCCAUGACCGAAACAUACUUUUGGAAGUCUGUGCCGCGGUUGCGCACACUUGUCGAGAUCCAUUCACCUUCAUCUGGAGGUUUAACCACACUUCGGUCAGGUGGCGCGACUUCCCCUCCCACUGGCAAAAGGAACGGUACGAGCGUUCGCGCAAAGAACUGAGCCGAGAUAUCACCAUUCGCGACCAGCUCAUAGCUGCGAUAAGUGUAGGUGCCCAUGACACAGUCGCAAAAUUACUACUCCAGGUCCCUGCGUCACUCCCGCUGGGAGGCCUUGGCGACCCGAUGGUAGCUUGUGUUCCGCAGGAUGACCAGAAUAUGAUCAUGAUAAUGAUGAAGUGUCUGGAUCAGGAUGAGUCUCGGAGGUUCAAGAGGGAUGAGGUAACCAAGCAAGAUUCUCCAUACAGCGUUCUCGACGCUAUGAAGCUAGCUAUCAUGCAUGGCCGCCUCGACAUGGUAAACCUGCUACUUAGCUAUCUCCAUCGUUACCUGGUCCCUUGUGACAACACACAUUUCCAUUCAUGGAUUCUUCGUGCUGUUCUCUCACAACACACCGAGGUUCUCAAAGCUCUUCUCCAAGCCGCACCAGGCGCGAAGCCCUUACGAGUCAACUCUGAUAUCUUCGAACAAGGUCUCAAAAUCGGUAACCCUGCUAUCGUUAGCACCAUGAUCAAGUACGGAAGCAUGAAUCUAGACUCAAGGAGCUCCCAGUUGUCAGCACUGUCAGUUUCCAUAAGAGUCGGUAGCGUCGCCACCAUUCGCGCAGUGGCCGAAGCUGGUGCAGACAUUGGCUUUGUCAUGGACAGACAUCGUCUUAGGAAUCGCGGUGCCAUUACACCCCUGGAGUACGCCAUUCAUUUCAAGAAAUACGGCGCAGUAGUCUGCUUGAUCGAAUGCGGAGCGAAGGUUCCUCCUAUCAGCACUUGGCCGACAUCGAAAAAGAUGCGUAACGUCCUGCAGAACGCUGUCACCAAACAGAAGAUAACUACCAAGUAA
Messenger RNA from Alternaria novae-zelandiae, 1317 nucleotides. RefSeq lists its product as uncharacterized. The coding region runs from base 1 to 1317 and encodes 438 amino acids. The record is from RefSeq and is a predicted model, not a curated record. NCBI's taxonomy places the organism in Eukaryota, Fungi, Ascomycota, Dothideomycetes, Pleosporales, Pleosporaceae. The transcript has 2 exons.